Quercus lobata is the source of this 381-nucleotide messenger RNA. RefSeq lists its product as uncharacterized. The coding region runs from base 1 to 381 and encodes 126 amino acids. The transcript has a single exon. NCBI's taxonomy places the organism in Eukaryota, Viridiplantae, Streptophyta, Magnoliopsida, Fagales, Fagaceae. The record is from RefSeq and is a predicted model, not a curated record.
AUGUACCCCGACCUGUACAAGGGGCUGAAGCUGAAACCGGAAGACCUGACGGCAUACAACAACCCUUUGGUAAGUUUCGAAGGGAAAACCGUUACUCCGAAAUGCCAGAUUAGACUGCCUAUACAAAUAGGCUCGGACAUAGUGGAGGUGGACAUCAUGGUGGUGGACACAUAUUCGCCCUACACCGCCAUUGAAGCUAGACCUUGGCUUCAUGCCUUGGGGGCUGUCUCCUUAACCUUACACCAAAAGGUGAAGUACCCAUCGGAGGGUCGGGUCAAAGAAGUGAUAGGGGACCAAGCCAUGGCCCGACAAUGCAUGGUGUCCGCCGUCUCGCGACGGCCGAGUGCCGAGCCCUCAACCUCUACCGAGAAUGGCUUAUAG